This is a messenger RNA of Marasmius oreades (fairy-ring Marasmius), 1049 nucleotides long. RefSeq lists its product as uncharacterized. The record is from RefSeq and is a predicted model, not a curated record. NCBI's taxonomy places the organism in Eukaryota, Fungi, Basidiomycota, Agaricomycetes, Agaricales, Marasmiaceae. The coding region runs from base 183 to 1049 and encodes 288 amino acids. The transcript is spliced from 3 exons.
UUGACCUCUAUUACAGGAGCUUUGACCAACAGCCAACGGGCUCUGCUACGCUUUUUUCAUUGUCUGCUUGAACAGCAAGUUUGGAAUCUAUACUACCGCUUGGACUAGGAAUCAACGCUACUUAAAAUGAUUUGUACAACGGACUCUUUGUUCUCAAAUCACUCACGAGAAAAACAUCCCUCAUGAACGCUCCUCAUCAUCCUGAUUGUCUCUCUCGCAGCAUGACUUCACCUGGAACCUCGCUCCGAAAGGGCCUACCUAAGGCUGGUGACAUUUAUUGCGUUAACAUGUCCAUUUACGAGCCUUAUUUCCGCCUUCUCGACCGUCUCUCUCACUCUCCCAACAACGACGAUGGCGCUUGCAUUUUACCCUUGCCCAGCCAGACCUCUUCCAAGGGCUACAGGCCUUGUAUAAUCCUCGAUGUCUUGGAUGACGGCCUCUACUCGAUCUGUCUAAUGGCCACCUUUGACCGCAAAGCACGUUCCCAACUCCCCCGAUGCUUCGAUCCAUUCGCCAUUCCCGUCUUCACCUGUGGAGCUUCCGAUGAAGCCAUCCAACACGGAUCAGAGCAUCUACACACCUCUCCGGAGUGGGACAGUGCCAGUCCGCAGACACUGGUGGCUAUUCCGUUCCGCUGUACACUUUCAACGCUUGAGAGGCGUUGGAGAUCGAACGUGAUCUUUGGUGCUGGGUGUGUUGUGGAGGACCUGGAAACAUUGAAAAGGAUGAUAGCGACGCGUAUGGACUAUUGGAGAGAAUAUAUCUCGACCGGUACAGAGCGCAGGAUCGAGCAGUAUUAUGACCAUCUUAUUUCACAUCGAAAGAAAUAUUCUAAGUGGAAACUGAAUGGUAGUGGAACCGAAGGUUCAACGACUGCUAGUUCAUGCAAGCGUACACAGCACCGUCAAUAUAGUGUGUGCACCGGUAACAUCUCCAUGGCCAUGCACACCAUCUCUGAACGCGAAACUGACGGGAAAGAAUUCACUAUCGUCCAAUAUGGGUCGGCAUGGAAUAAGUUUGCGUCAAGGUCUCGAAUACACCAUCUCUGA